Molecule: messenger RNA, 1357 nt
Organism: Penicillium cinerascens
Lineage: Eukaryota; Fungi; Ascomycota; Eurotiomycetes; Eurotiales; Aspergillaceae
Product: 18S rRNA pseudouridine methyltransferase
Exons: 3
Coding region: 45-818 (257 amino acids)
Biological process (GO): rRNA base methylation
Cellular component (GO): small-subunit processome; nucleolus
Molecular function (GO): rRNA (pseudouridine) methyltransferase activity; rRNA binding
Source: RefSeq, a predicted model, not a curated record
UCUCUUCUGAUUCUCCCCCAACUUCACUCCUCAUAUCUUCAACCAUGUCGGACGACGCAUCAGUGGCAGGAAAGAGAAAGCGCGCGAGGACCCAGUCGUGCCCUCCGCCCGAGCUGCCUCAACUCGUUGCGGAGCAGCAUGUCGCCAUUCCCACACACGACAAGGACACCCAGCGUUUGAUCGUCAUUCUUUCCAAUGCCAGUCUGGAAACCUACCGUGCCUCCGCCGGCCGUGGUGGCAAAGAUGAGAAGUACUCUCUGCUGAACAGUGAUGAGCACAUCGGUAUCAUGCGCAAGAUGAACCGGGAUAUCAGCGAGGCUCGGCCGGAUAUCACCCACCAGUGCCUUCUCACUCUUCUGGACUCCCCCGUCAACAAGGCUGGCCGCCUUCAAAUUUUCAUCCACACGGCCAAGGGGGUUCUGAUCGAGGUCAACCCGUCCGUCCGCAUCCCCAGAACUUUCAAGCGGUUCGCCGGUCUGAUGGUCCAGCUGCUCCACCGCCUGUCGAUUCGCUCCACCAACUCACAGGAGAAGCUCCUCAAGGUCAUCAAGAACCCGAUUACCGACCACCUGCCCCCGCACUGCCGCAAGGUGACGAUGAGUUUCGACGCCCCAGUGGUCCGCACCAAGGACUACAUCGAGUCGCUGGGUCCCAAGGAGAGCAUUGCAAUCUUCGUCGGUGCCAUGGCCAAGGGCCACGACGACUUUGCCGACUCGUUCAAAGAUGACACCAUCAGUAUCAGCAACUACAGUCUGAGUGCCAGUGUGGCCUGCAGCAAGUUCUGCCACGCGGCGGAAGAGGUGUGGGACAUUCUGUGAGCGGCAUCAGGCUGAAAUUGCGCAGCUGUAAGCGCGCCUCUUCUGCCCCUCCGUGCGCAGAUUCGGCAUAUUCCCCGGAAUUGCCAUGAAUCCAAACGAAUUUCCUUGCGACGAGUUGACACAACGGGUCGGGGUUCCAAGCUUGGCCUUCGAUCCAUUGACCAACGGGUCCGUCUCCGGUACAUGAAUUUCGACAAUUUCUGUUUUUUUCCCUUUUCGGCUGCCGUCCCGAGACUCCCAUUUAUCUACUCUUCUCAUUUUGUGUUUUUUGAAGAUCCAUUGACUGUCGGGAUGCUCGAGAACGGGACGACCAGCGUCGAUAUUGCUCUAGCAGCAUGCUAAGGGGGGCACUUGGAUGGGUCCCCUUCGACAAAGAGACACUCGGACUGGAUGGCAUUUGGUUCCUUUUCGCCGGCCAGUCCUGAAUCAGAGCUCUCAGCCCGCGAGUGUGGCGAGACCAGAAAAAGUGAACAUAUAGAGGAGCCUUGCUCCUGUGGUUAGGCACAUACUGUGUGAAAUACAAUGACUUUCGGUUGCUC